AUGCCCAUCAUUCGUCAGUUUUUGGAUGACACUGUUGACCUGCGUCCCAACCUUCGCCUCUCUCGUCGCUCACUUGCUGCCCUUACUGCUGCCAUCGACCUCAGCAUGACCCGAGGCUGGCCAAAGGGCAUAGAGGUGCUGCUGUUUGUUUUUUGGCUGGCCCAUGCAGCGUCCUACAGGCUGGUGGCUGCAGCCUGCGACAUUCCGAAGUCCACUGUGCACAAUAUUGCGCACAGGGUGACCAAGGCUGCUGUGGGCAUCCUGGGCUGCACCAUCCGCCUCCCUGACCCUGACCAGCUGGAGGACAUCGCUGCUGGCUUCAACUGCCUCGGGGGACAGUGGUCGGGGAAAUUGAUGGCUGCCAUGUCGGCAUCAAGCCACCUGCAGCACAUCAGCUGGACUUUUUAA
Messenger RNA from Xyrichtys novacula (pearly razorfish), 408 nucleotides. Lineage: Eukaryota; Metazoa; Chordata; Actinopteri; Labriformes; Labridae. The record is from the annotation of a GenBank genome assembly.